Messenger RNA from Alnus glutinosa, 1663 nucleotides. RefSeq names its product putative GDP-L-fucose synthase 2. The transcript is spliced from 3 exons. NCBI's taxonomy places the organism in Eukaryota, Viridiplantae, Streptophyta, Magnoliopsida, Fagales, Betulaceae. Gene Ontology annotation, molecular function: GDP-L-fucose synthase activity. The record is from RefSeq and is a predicted model, not a curated record. Gene Ontology annotation, biological process: nucleotide-sugar biosynthetic process. Bases 145 to 1110 code for a protein of 321 amino acids.
GGUGGGCGUCGAUUGGAAGAAGCCCAAACUUGCUGAACCCAACCCAAUUUCCCAAAUACAGAAGACUUAACCGGGCGUUGGCGGGUGAAGUCGAAGAGGAAGUCACCCUCUCACUGGUCUCAGCACAAGCUCCUUCCCCCCAACAUGGGAGACUCCUCCAACGGAUCAUCCUUCUCCGGCGACAAGUCGGCGAAGAUCUUCGUCGCCGGCCACCGGGGCCUGGUCGGCUCGGCCAUCGUGCGGAAGCUCCGCCACCUGGGCUUUACCAACCUCGUCCUGCGCACCCACGCCGAGCUCGACCUGACACGCCAGAGCGACGUGGACGCCUUCUUUGCCGCCGAGAAGCCCCGGUUCGUGAUCCUCGCCGCGGCCAAGGUCGGCGGCAUCCACGCUAACAGCACCUACCCCGCCGACUUCAUCGCCGUGAACCUCCAGAUCCAGACCAACGUCAUUGACUCCUCCCACCGCCACGGCGUCCACAAGCUCCUCUUCCUCGGCUCCUCCUGCAUCUACCCCAAAUUCGCACCCCAACCCAUCCCGGAAGAAGCACUCCUCACCGCUCCCUUGGAGCCCACCAACGAAUGGUACGCCGUGGCCAAGAUCGCCGGGAUCAAGAUGUGCGAAGCCUAUAGAAUUCAAUUUGGAUUCGACGCGAUUUCGGGGAUGCCCACGAACUUAUACGGCCCGAAUGACAAUUUCCACCCCGAAAACUCGCACGUGUUGCCGGCGCUGAUGCGGAGGUUUCACGAGGCGAAGGUGAACAAUGCGAAGGAGGUGGUGGUGUGGGGGACUGGGAGUCCGCUGAGGGAGUUCUUGCAUGUGGACGAUUUGGCCGACGCGGUGGCGUUUUUGAUGGAGAGGUAUAGUGGGUUGGGGCACGUGAAUGUGGGGAGUGGGAAGGAGGUGAGCAUUAAGGAAUUGGCUGAGAUGGUGAAGGAAGUGGUGGGGUUUCAGGGAGAGCUUGUCUGGGAUUCGUCCAAGCCCGACGGGACUCCUCGGAAGCUCAUGGAUAGCUCGAAGCUUGCUGGGUUGGGUUGGACGCCCAAGAUUCCACUCAGGGAUGGUCUCGUUGAUACCUACAAGUGGUACUUGGAGAAUGUCAAGCAAUGAGUUCAGUGAGCGGAGGGUGAAGCCGUAUGUUCAAUUCUGGAUUGUUGCAGGAGUUGUAUUCAUAUGUAGAAAAUGGAUUUGCAUGAAUUGUUGCGGUGGUAUGGUAAUACUCUUCGUAAUAUCUUUGUCAAUUGUCUGAGAUUGGGUGCAGAUGUUAUUGUUCUAAAAAGUUUUGGAUCUAGCAGAACAUGGUAGAGGUGUUGGCCAUAGUUGUGGCUGGCGUGGAAGAAAUCUGGGUUCUUUUCAUAAUCUGGUGGUAAAUCAACGACAUUCAAAAAAUGUUGUGUUAUGUAUGACUCACUUGUUAUGAUUGAGGAGUAUCAUGAUCUUUGUUUUACACGAGUUUCAGGCUUCACCCCUGUAUCUGCCACUUUUGCCAUGUUUUACUUAAAUCAACCAGCUCACAAGCCCUAGAACAGAUUGCCAAUUGCUCUUCUUGAUUUGUACCUUAAAUUGCCCUAUUUGCAAUGCCACCCUUUGUUAUAUUCUCUUAUGGCAACUCUUCUGCUACUUUGUGAUGCACUACGUGAAAUUUAAGUGAUAACUUUCUUUA